Spathaspora passalidarum NRRL Y-27907 is the source of this 1233-nucleotide messenger RNA. RefSeq names its product Erv46p (gene ERV46). Gene Ontology annotation, biological process: retrograde vesicle-mediated transport, Golgi to endoplasmic reticulum; endoplasmic reticulum to Golgi vesicle-mediated transport. Bases 1 to 1233 code for a protein of 410 amino acids. The transcript has a single exon. The record is from RefSeq and is a predicted model, not a curated record. NCBI's taxonomy places the organism in Eukaryota, Fungi, Ascomycota, Pichiomycetes, Serinales, Debaryomycetaceae. Gene Ontology annotation, cellular component: Golgi membrane; COPII-coated ER to Golgi transport vesicle; endoplasmic reticulum membrane.
AUGGCCACUGCUUCUAGACCAAGGUUGCUAUCACUCGACGCCUUUGCCAAGACGGUCGAUGAUGCAAGAAUAAGGACCACGUCAGGUGGGAUUAUCACCUUGCUUUGUGUGUUAAUCACCUUAGUCUUAAUUAGAAACGAAUACAUUGAUUAUACGACCGUGAUAACUCGUCCUGAACUCGUGGUUGAUCGUGAUAUCAACAAGCAGUUAGUCAUCAAUCUUGAUAUUUCAUUUAUCAACCUUCCUUGUGACAUGGCUCUGAUUGAUUUAUUAGACGAAACUGGGGAUAUGCAGUUGAAUAUUAUCAAUGCUGGUUUCCAAAAGCUUAGAUUAAUUAAAGACAAAGGUAAUAUUGUUCGUGAGAUUUCAGACGACACCCCUGCUUUGAAUUUGGAUAGACCAUUAAGUGAAGUUGUAAAGGGUUUACCAGAGGGUGGCGAUCCUAAGACUUGUGGAUCUUGUUAUGGUGCUCUUCCUCAAGAGAAGCACCAAUACUGUUGUAAUGAUUGUUAUAGUGUCAAGAGAGCCUAUGCCGAAAGAAGAUGGUCUUUUUUUGACGGUGAAAAUAUUGAGCAAUGUGAAAAAGAAGGUUAUGUUAAACGAUUACGUCAGAGAAUUAACGAUAACGAAGGUUGUAGAAUCAAAGGUUCAGCGAAAAUUAAUCGUGUUUCCGGUACUAUGGAUUUUGCACCAGGUGCUUCUUUCACAAGUGAUGGAAGACAUGUUCAUGAUGUUUCAUUAUAUGGCAAGUAUCAAGAUAAAUUCAACUUUGACCAUAUUAUAAAUCACUUGUCAUUCGGAUCAAAUGACGCCAGAGAAGAGAUCCUUAAUUCGGUUCAUCCUUUGGAUGGUUACCAAUUCAUGCUUCAUAAGAAGCACCAUGUUGCUUCAUACUAUUUGAAAGUUGUUGCUACUAGAUUUGAAUCUUUAGACCAAUCCAAGAGAUUGGAUACCAAUCAAUUCUCGGUAAUUACUCAUGAUAGACCAUUAACUGGAGGCAAGGAUGAAGACCACGAACACACCUUACAUGCUAGAGGUGGAAUCCCUGGAGUUGAAUUCCACUUUGAUAUCUCACCAUUGAAAAUAAUCAACAAAGAGCAAUACGCAAAGACUUGGUCAGGAUUUGUUUUGGGGGUUAUCAGUUCCAUUGCUGGUGUUCUUAUGGUUGGUACUCUUAUAGACAGGUCAGUCUAUGCGACCCAACAAGCAAUAAGAGGUAAAAAGGAUAUAUAA